CCACUAGUAGUGUACACACAAUGUUUAAGCGUUGAUUCGGAAAUUUUUUUAUAAAUACUAUUUGUUUACCUUGAUUAAAUAGUUGUCAAAAUGUGGAACAAACGGUCUCUACAAAAUUGGAAGUAUCACAACACCAAUUUAAAUAUAAAUUAAUUACUGUAUUGCAAGUUUCUGUGGGCAUCGGCUUAAUAAACGUUCAGUACUCCUACAUAUAUGUUUUGUGAUACUGUUGGAAAACCAAGUUUACUUACGGACUGAAAAUGUAAUGAUGUUUAAUGUUAUGGAGAAUUGAUGCUCUAAAAUCACUGAAAGUUGAUCAGAAAAUUAAACAUAUAAACUAUAAUAAUAAAUAUGCUGCGAAAAGACUUCUUUUGUGCGGACUUUUCAACAAUAUUUUAUGGGCUGUGCAUUAUCACCAUAUUUAGUUGGCGACAUCAAUCCGUUACCUGUGUAAAAGAUUUGCCGGCACAGGUGUCGUUUACCUCAAAUGACAUCGUCGCCCAAUUUAACUUGCCUUCAACAUUGGCCCCAUUAACAGCAUCCAACCAUGGAAAUCGUUCAAAAGGAAAUAACAUCGAAACUGGCGGAGACUAUCAAUCUAAAAACUAUUUCACGCAUCUCAGCUUUGAUUUUAUGCACAAUGUAUUGUUUGCGGGUGCCACAAAUAAAAUACUUAAACUUAACGAAAACCUUCGAGUGCUGUCUGAGGCUGUUACUGGACCUGUAAAUGAUUCACCGCAAUGCCAUGCAGGAGGCUGCCCGGACGAUAUAGAGACAUCGUUGGUCAACAAUUACAACAAAAUUCUAGUAGUAAGCUACGCUAACGAUGGCAUUCUUAUAUCGUGUGGUAGCAUUCGACAAGGAGCAUGCGAAAUCUACAGCCUGCCACGGUUCCCAGCAACGCCUCAGUUUUUUGCUGUCCCAUUGGCUGCUAACGAUGAAAAUGCAUCUACGUAUGCAUUUGUAGGUCCGUCAAGGUAUUCAUGGAAAGAGGAAGAUAUAUUAUAUGUAGGGACCACAUUUACAAACGUUGGUGAUUAUCGUCAUGAUGUGCCUGCCAUUUCGUCCCGUCGCCUUGAUGAUUUAAACUACGCAGAGUUUUCAAUACAGCAAUCAAUUAUAAAUAUCGAUGUUAAAUAUCGGGAUCAUUUUUUGGUCGACUACGUUUAUGGAUUUAAUUCUUCUGAGUAUGCGUACUUUGUUAUUGUUCAAAAAAAAUCACAUUUGGCAGAUGAAGCAGGUUAUGUAACCCGUUUGGCACGUAUAUGUAUAACAGAUCCUAAUUAUGACAGCUACACUGAAAUAACUGUUCAAUGUACGGCAACUGAAAACAACAUCGACUAUAAUAUAAUACGUGAUGCUAAGGUAACCCCAGCCAGCCAAAAGCUAGCUCAGAAAAUGGGAAUAAAAAAAGAUGAUCACGUGUUAGUCACUGUGUUUUCGCCGUCGAAAGAGAUAAGCGAUCAGCCAGAAAGCAGAUCGGCUAUGUGCAUAUAUAGCAUAAAGGACAUUGAAGAUAUGUUUAUUGAAAAUAUUCACCUGUGUUUUAACGGAACCAUUAAGGAUCGAAAUUUGGGUUAUAUAUCAGGCACUAUUAAUGAUGGAAGAUGCCCAAUAGUUGGUUCGCUGGGUAACAUUUACAACUUUUGCUCUGUUGGACUUAAGAUUAGCGGAGUAUCCCCUAUCACUACCCAUGCGCUCUUUCAUUUUGAAAACGUGUCCAUUACGUCAGUAACUGCUACUUCAACGACUGAUCAGCAACAUUCUCUGGCUUUUCUUGGAACUGACAUGGGAGUAAUAAAAAAAGUUUUAUUGUCUGGACAAAGUCCAGGUGAGUAUGAAGAAAUAGUUGUAGAUGCUGGAAACCGUAUACUACCAAAUACAAUGAUGUCACCAAAAAAGGAUUUUCUUUACGUUCUAUCUCAACGGAAAAUAACAAAGCUUAGAAUUGAGCAUUGCUCUGUAUACACAAAUUGUUCAGCUUGCCUGGAAUCGCGGGAUCCUUUUUGUGGAUGGUGCUCCUUGGAAAAACGGUGCACUGUGCGAUCAACUUGUCAACGAGAUACAUCAGCAUCACGUUGGCUAUCAUUGGGCAGUGGACAGCAAUGCAUUGAAUUUGAAUCCAUCAUCCCAGAAAAAAUUCCAAUCACUGAGCUAACAAAUUUGCAUUUAAUAAUUCGAACAUUGCCUGAACCUUUUAAUGCAAAGUAUCGAUGCGUUUUUGGAAAUUCUACGCCUAUUGAUGCCGAAAUUCUGGACAAUGGACUUGGAUGUGCUACGCCCCCACUUGAUGAGAGACCAGUUAUUCCAGCUAAUACUGACCACGUCUCGGUGCCAUUGUCAGUAAGAAGUUCUGAGACAAAUAAGGACUUUGUAUCAAGAUAUUUUGCAUUCUUUGACUGUUCACAUCAUGGAAAUUGUCAAGAAUGUGUGCGCAGUUCUUGGGGCUGCAAUUGGUGUAUUUUUGACAACAAAUGUGUCCACAAAUCAAUGCAAUGUCGUAAUAUAGAAGUCGCUAUAAGUGCUGUUGGGCAAUGUCCACAUUUGAAAAAGAAUCGUCCUGCUAUUCUUUUACCAGUGCGGGUUCCGAAAGAAAUUCGGCUCGAAAUUGAAAACUUACCGAAACCCAAAAGCGCUCAUGCAGGUUUCUUGUGCACAAUUCAUAUUGAAGCCGCUCAGAUGCUACUGCCAGCGCACAUUGAGUCAAACAAAAUUGUUGUGUGUGAGAAAACGCCAUAUUUCUACGAGACUAAUACACAUGAGUACCAGGCAAAGGUUGUAGUUACUUGGAAUUUUCAACACUAUGUAGACACAGCAAUCGUAACAUUGUACAAGUGCGACGUACUGGGCUCUCAUCGCGAUCAUGCUGACUGUAGUUUAUGUGUCACUCGUAACCCAAAAUAUAAAUGUGCCUGGUGCAGCAACUCAUGUGUAUAUAAUGAGACUUGCAUAGCAGACAGAACCUCUAUCAGCGGGGGAUCUAGAAUGGUUAUAGAAAACGAGUGUCCUUUACCCAGGAUCGAUAUAAUUAAACCGUUAUCGGGACCUAUUGAGGGUGGCACCCUUAUUACAAUUGAAGGCAGUAAUUUAGGUAUUCGCGAAGAGGACGUUCGUGGUAAAAUAUUUAUCGGAUCGGUACCCUGUGAACUCGUAAAUUACCAAAUAUCUGUUAAGAUUGAAUGCCGCACUGGAGCUGCGUUGUAUGAAAUGUCAGCACCUAUAAAAGUAGCAAAUGAUGCAGGGUAUACUGAAUCAAGUGUACAAUUUCAUUUUAAGAAUGUGCUGUUAACAGGGCUAUAUCCUACGAUUGGACCCAGAUCGGGAGGAACACAAUUGUCAUUAAUAGGAAAGUUUUUGAAUAUUGGUUCAACUAUGCGUGCAUUUUUAGAUGAGUAUGAGUGUCAUAUAAAUGUUACACAAGCUUCGUCUUCCCAAGUUAGCUGUACUACAUCAGAGGCGACGCAGCCAGAACCAAUACGGUCACUUCACCUAGUUAUUGAUGGUGCCAACCGAACAUUAGAGUGUCAGGUAUCUGCUCCAAGUAUUACCAAUAAAAAUUCGGCACGAAGUAACUUUGCUUCCUAUCAAUUCCGUACGCCUCUAAGGCAGCCAUGUUCCAUUUUUAAUUAUACUCAGGACCCGCGAAUAAUGCAAAUAAAACCUCUACGCAGUUUUGUAAGUGGUGGUCGCGUUUUGACUGUACAUGGAAUAUAUCUCGAUUCCAUUCAAAAACCUGAACUUGAGGUUUUCUUUGACAACGAACGAAUAAACAAAACGUCUUGUUUUGUCAUCAACUCAAAUCUAAUGGAAUGCCCAUCUCCUCCCGUGAAUCAUAAAUUUCAAAACUUUAAAAAUACCAACAAGUUGCUGAAUUCGGAAUCGGACUAUAAAAAUUUUUCUUCGUCAACUGAAAGUGGAUUUGAAAUUGAAGUGGGUAGGCAAAAGAGAAGAGCUGCCACCGUGGAAAACUUUCACGUAUACACAACUGGAGGAACUGCAUCUACCUAUUUUGUCAAUAAUAAUGUGGAUGUUACAACUUUUGUAAAGGUUCAUGAAACUCAACUAAAUUUACAACUAAGCUUUGUAAUGGACAAUGUACAGCUGGUCCGAGACUUGAAUAAAUAUUUUCACGAUAUACGAAGCACUAUAGUUUAUUUAGCCGAUCCCAAAUAUUUGCCUUUUCCUAACGACGGCAUUAAACUUUACAAGGGUGACAGCUUGGUCAUAGAAGGCGAGCUUUUAAAUUUAGCAGCUGAUGAAUAUGACGUUAAUGUAACUAUUGGUACCACUCAGUGUAACAUUACCAGUUUGGCACUUACCCAACUUUUGUGCAUUCCGCCGGAGCAGCAACCACUACCAACUGAUGAAAAUGGUGUAGAUCAAUCUACUGAUUUACCUCUGGUUGUAGUGAAAGUAGGUCGUAAUCUGCGUUUCGUCAUAGGAUAUUUGAAAUAUGAUUUAAAUAAACCUUAUGUCUUCUCACAUGCAUUGCUUGUCGUUAUGUUAACGGUAGCAGUUCUUGUCAUUGUUCUGGUUAUCGUGCUCAUAAUAUUUAGAAGGAAAUCUACACAAGCAGAACGUGAAUACAAACGCAUUCAGAUUCAAAUGAUUACCUUGGAAAGCAAUGUACGUUCUGAGUGUAAGCAGGCAUUUGCUGAGCUUCAGACGGACAUGACCGAUCUAACCGCAGAUUUGGAGAGCACUGGCAUACCGACGUUGGAUCACGUCAACUACAUUAUGAAGGUGUUUUUUCCCGGUGUAUCCGAUCACCCCAUAUUAAAUUCGCCGAAAUUUCGUGGAAGUAGCCCACACACAAACUAUGAUGCUGCUAUGAUGCAAUUUGAACAACUCAUCGGUAAUAAAUAUUUUUUACUAAUGUUCAUUGAAACUUUAGAGGCUCAAAGGUCAUCAUUCUCAAUUCGAGACCGAGUGAACGUCGCUUCAUUACUUAUGGUUGUUCUGAUGAACAAAAUGGAAUAUGCCACAGAAAUCUUGAAGUCCCUUUUAUUGCGUUUAAUUGAUAAAUCACUUGCCACCAAACAUCCUCAGUUAAUGCUACGGCGCACUGAGAGCGUAGUUGAAAAAAUGUUAACCAAUUACUUAGCAAUUUGUAUGUAUGAUUACCUAAAGGAGUAUGCUGGAUCUAAUUUAUUUUUGCUGUUCAAGGCAAUCAAGCAUCAAAUUGAAAAGGGCUUAGUCGACGCAAUUACCCACGAUGCUCGUUACUCACUUUCAGAAGAACGGCUCCUCCACGAACAAGUUACUCACUCUGUGGUCAUUUUGCAUAUUUUACAAGAUGAUCUUGAUGAAAAGGUCCAAUGUCGCGUUAACGAUUGGGAUACCAUUUCUCAAGUCAAACUAAAAAUUCUUGAUGCAAUUUUUAAAAAUACUCCGUUUUCUAUGAGACCAUCUGUAUACGAAGUAGACUUAGAAUGGAGACACGGUCGAGGAGGUCAUCUUACAUUACAGGAUGAAGACUUAACCACAAAAACUAUAAAUGGGUGGAAACGCCUUAAUACUUUGGCUCAUUAUGGAGUUAAAGAAUCUGCUGUUAUGUCUCUUAUAGCAAGACAAAAUGAUAAUUAUCAUAUACCCUAUAGUAAAAACCAAAAUCCUGCUCCAUACCACAAUUUUUAUUUUAUAAAUAAUUCGCAAAGCCAUAUUAUAAUUAAUAAUGACAUUGAGUCAGGGUUACAACAGCCUCGACUUUACCAUCUUAUUAAGCCUAUAAUACCUGACCAUUAUAUGAACAUUAAAAAUUCGGCCUUAUCUGGAGCAACACCAGUAUUGCAACCAUCGCAUUGCGUAAAUAAUUGCAAUGAGAGGGUGAACAAAACGAUUCCAGAAGUCUAUUUAACACGCCUUUUGGCAACUAAAGGAACUAUACAAAAAUUUGUUGAUGAUUUUUUCUCAAUUAUUUUAACUGUUAAUGAGGAGUUACCACCUGCUGUGAAAUGGCUCUUUGAUUUACUAGAUGAGGCUGCGCGGCGUCAUGAUAUUGCUGAUUCUGAUAUUGUGCACGCUUGGAAAUCAAAUUGUUUACCCCUUCGAUUCUGGGUUAAUUUUAUAAAAAACCCAGAUUUUAUUUUUGACGUAAAUAAAACGUUUUGUGUGGAUUCCUGUUUAAGUGUCAUUGCGCAAACUUUUAUGGAUGCCUGCUCAACUUCAGAACACAGACUUGGAAAGGAUUCUCCGUCGAAUAAAUUGCUUUUUGCAAAAGAUAUUCCAAACUAUAGAAUUAUGGUUAAAGAAUUUUACCGAGACGUAUCAAGACUUCCACAAAUAAGCGACCAGGAAAUGAGUACAGCUAUGCAACAACUAUCAGUAAGGCAAAAUGAAGAAUUUGAUACCAUUUCUGCAUUAAAGGAGCUAUACAUUUAUGUAACCAAAUAUAAAGAUCAGAUUAUGGAAGCACUUGAAAGCGAUAUAAAUUGUCGGAAGAUGCAACUUUCCCGAAAAUUAGAAAAUGUUGCUGGUACACUCGACGGCGACGAAACAUCUAAUUGCUGACAUAAACAUGCCUUUUUAAAAAUUGUUUGGAUUUUAAAAUGUAUUACAUUUCAAUUUAGUUUUUACUGCUAACAAAAUUAAUUUCUUGUCAUUACAAAAAAAUGACUGGCGUGAAAUAUAGGUUAAUGUUCAUAGCGUGCACAGAAAUAGGCAUUAUAAUUUUUUUCAAAAAGGACAUAAAUGUACAAGAAAAAGGCUUUGUAAAAUAAGAUUAAUCUCCUUUCGAUAUUAUUGCGAAGAGAAAAUACACAACAUUUUUGUAGAAUUACUGAUCAAUUUCAAACUUGAAUGUUUACACUUGUAUUUUAUUGCAUUUUAUAUAGUAAGGUAAACUAAGUAAAAAGGCCUUUUAUGAAUAAUUUAUAUUAUAAACUCUUAUAGAAGGGCCUACUGUAAAAAACAAGUUUAAAUAUAAUGAUUCCGAUGAAUCAAAAUUUCUUGAGAAAAUCAGUGUAUAAUUUCGUGUGUAAACUAGUUCAUAAAAUUUUUGAUUAUCCGAAUUCGUAUCUAGGCGGGAUUUCUUUUUAACUUUUAAAGAGAUCUCUAAAUUGUAACUUUAUCAUUACCCACUUUCACAUCCUUUGUGGGUGUCCUUUUUUGAUUUUCAAAAUUUUGAAAACUUUCCACAAUAGAUUGAGAUUAAAAAGAAGAAAAACUUGCACUUAACUUUGCAAAAAUGACUUAUUUUUGAAAGGUUUGGAUAGGUUUUUUCACUUUAUUUAAACAUAAUUGAUUUUCCUUUCUUUGUAAAAAAUUAAAACACCUCGAGAACGGUAGAAAAAUGUCCAGUCUCGCAAAUUCUGAGUGCAGUUACCAGUUGUUGUUGAGCUGUUAUAACUCUUGCGACAACUGUCAACACCAAUUACGCAGAAUAACUGUCAAUUUCCUUGGUAAGAUGAUCGUACAGGUAUAUUUUUGGUUGGGGCCGCCGUUGUCUAUGUAUUAUGAGCUGCUCCAACCAAACGAACAAGUCCCAGGACUCGUUCAGUAAAGACUAUUAAGUCGUUAAAUUCCAACAUUGUGAGAAAAAGGCUCAUAAGCAAAUAAAAAUAUAAGAAAAGCGAAAAUUUGUGACUUGUUUUUAACAUUGAAUUCGUAACCAAUUUCUCACAAGGAAUCUUAAAUGUCCUCAAAGAAAUCAAGCUAACUUAUUUAAACAACCAUCAAAAACUCAUAACAGUUGUAUUUCUAAGGUCGCAACCCAUCGUGAAUAAUUUGUAUUGCUUUUCUUGGGAAACAGGAAAAUACACAACUCGAGUUUUUAAUUUAACCGAAAAGCUUAACCGUCUACCGCAUGAGCAUGGAAAUUAUAAAGAAACAUUUUUUUGUAAAAUAGUAUGUGUUUAUUUAGGUAAAAAAAACAUAGAUUAAUUUUAUGUUCACCUGCUUGAGACGGUUGCACAAAACUUUAGACAAACAACAGCAACACAAAAUGGUUCUAUAAUUCCAACAGAAAAUAGUGCAAGGAGAAUAACUAAUAAUAUUUCGAUCACCGUAUUAUUGAAGUUAUUGAAGGUAUGAAGCCAUAUAUAGUUUUGUAUGCGGUAGAGGGUAAAAGUUUGAUCUAUUUGCAUUACGAAUCGUAUAUUUGAUUGCGAGAGUGACUGGUAAUUCAUCAAACUAUAAACGAUUUUUUAAAAUAAAAUGAAUUUCUUUCUGAAUCUGUUGUGCAUUUUACCUUCGUGGUAGUAACGUAUGUAUAAUUUUUUAGUAAGCUAGGAACUGAUCAAUGAAUCUCUAUAACAACAAAAUCUGUAAUCACUUUAAGAUCAAAACUGUUAAUAAAUAUAUUAAUACUACAUAUAAUAAGUCUAUAAAAGAAUAAAUGAAGUUGAAAUAUAUCCUUUCUCUCGAACAACGAAGAACCUCGAUGUAGAAUAACUUUGCGGCAGAUAAUAAUUAUCUUUCGACCACGAUUCUCUUUUAAUGUCAAUUAAAAUACACAAGUUGUAAAAGAAUGGGUAAAGUGGAAAAAAAUAAACGAAUAUAAAAUAUUACUACAUUUUUAA
Drosophila elegans is the source of this 8519-nucleotide messenger RNA. RefSeq names its product plexin-B (gene PlexB). The record is from RefSeq and is a predicted model, not a curated record. The transcript has 5 exons. Gene Ontology annotation, molecular function: protein binding; semaphorin receptor activity. Bases 352 to 6510 code for a protein of 2052 amino acids. Lineage: Eukaryota; Metazoa; Arthropoda; Insecta; Diptera; Drosophilidae. Gene Ontology annotation, cellular component: semaphorin receptor complex. Gene Ontology annotation, biological process: regulation of cell migration; sensory neuron axon guidance; semaphorin-plexin signaling pathway involved in axon guidance.